Molecule: messenger RNA, 1077 nt
Organism: Sphaeroforma arctica JP610
Lineage: Eukaryota; Ichthyosporea; Ichthyophonida
Exons: 1
Coding region: 1-1077 (358 amino acids)
Source: RefSeq, a predicted model, not a curated record
AUGGAGUUUAAGUCAUUCAACGGAAAUCGUUGGGAGAGCUUCACUCAGCACCGUAUGGAGACGGUGGCGAAGCUGAAAGAAUUGAGAACCUAUGCUAAUGUUAAAAGGAUAGAUGAGGAGAAGAUGCUGGCACAUGCGAUGUGCUUAUUGGAGAACUCGUACUCUCCGCAGAUUCUGACUAAUGCGAUGAUUGCAUGGGCUCCGGAGCUGAUGGAAGUGGGACUUUUGGAGUUGUACGUCUUGUCGAGAGUGGCAUUGAUUAUGGAGCCGGUGUACAGGGAUUCAGUAGCGCAGCAGAAGACUAGGGCGGAGCACAUCACGUUGGAGGAGAAAAAAGAUGCGCCAUUUAAGGUGAUCAGGGAGUUUAGAGAGAAUACCUUCAUGAGCUUGGUUGGAUGGCACCUAUUUGAGUUAAUUGGCAACCGUGCUCCGGAAGAAAAUGCAACGACAGCUUUGGACCCGUUUUACUUGAGCAGUUACAACAACAGCCGGGCAACGACAGCUGCAGUAGCAGCGGCAGCUGGAGGAGUGACCGCAAAUCCGCAAAGGGUGUUAGGCCAAAAGUUGUUUGACGCGUUGGUAGAAUAUGUGGUGGCUCAGAGGGAUACUGCUCAUGGUUCAAGUAAUUACAACCGUUAUGAGGGUAUCCGGGUACAGCUCUUGAUGAUGAGUAAGCAAAAUGAUGACGCAGGAAUUAAGGCGGACUAUAUGGUCCAAGUGGCAAAGUUUGGUACAAUAGGCCGGUUUGCCAUAGGGCUGUUGCAUGAAUUUCCGGAUUUGAUGAAAAUCGUCCGAAUUUCUCUGUACGAAUUGCAUGCAGCUAUGCCUGUGUUUUUACAACGCUUUUUGGGGACAGCACCUGAGAUUGCUGCAACGCGAAGGAUGCAGUAUCGCCAGGGAGGUCUGAGCUUUGUGGUAGGGCACUUUAAUGUGCAAGAAAAGGUUGCGGCAGCAAGGAAGCAUGCAACAAGGGCGGCACCGCCGAGGUUGGUGAGAGCCAAUGGCCCUGGUCACCAGAAUGGAGGUGUUAGGGAUAGAAUGGGAGCGCAGGUGGAUGGAGCAUCUACUGCCAUCUAG